AGAAUCAUAUUAAUAGCAUAGUCCUCAGUCUCUCUUGUAAUCUCUAAUGGGGGAAUGGAUAGAGUAUCUUGAUUACAUCGACGAAACCCAACCCACCGAUUUCCUUUGGCCCAAUGACACUCCUUUCGGCGAUUUCGAAUUCUCCGCCGUCGAUGUUCCGGCUGCCGCCGCUUCCUCAGCCUCACUGUCACAGGAAAAAGAGUGCCCCCGCAAGAGGGGACGGACGGAUUCAUGCUCUGGAGGAUCAGGGGCAAAAGCUUGCCGUGAGAAAUUGAGGAGGGAGAGAUUGAAUGACAGGUUUGUGGAUUUGAGCGGUGUUUUGGAACCCGGGAGGCCGCCGAAGACGGACAAAGCUGCUAUACUUGAUGAUGCCAUAAGGGUUUUGAACCAGCUUAGAGCUGAAGCUCAGGAGCUCACAGAAACAAAUCAAAAGUUACUUGAAGAAGUUAAAAGUUUAAAGGCGGAGAAGAAUGAACUUCGUGAAGAAAAACUUGUCCUGAAAGCAGAUAAAGAACGGCUGGAACAGCAGUUGAAAGGUAUGUCAAUUUCACCUUCUGGGUUUGUUCCAACCCACCCAGCGGUACCAGCUGCAUAUCAUCCUGGGGCAAACAAGAUGGCUGUCUAUCCUAGCUAUAGUCUGGUCCCUAUGUGGCACUAUAUACCUCCAUUGGCCCGUGAUACAUCUCGUGAUCACGAACUUAGGCCCCCUGCUGCUUAGGUUUUAAAUAGAGUACUCGGACAAUUUAGAUGCCUUCAUUUACAUUUACUGACCUUUUUAUCCAUUGUUGACAAUAUGUCAGCGCUGUUUCAAUUGCCUGAUUUUAAUUUGGCUGGUGGCACUUGUGUGGCUGAAUUGUUAAAUGUAGCUUGAAGGCUCUCAUUUUCGGAAUAAAACGACUGGUAAAUGUCCAGUAUUUACCAUAUUCUGUUCUUA
Messenger RNA from Pyrus x bretschneideri (Chinese white pear), 934 nucleotides. RefSeq names its product transcription factor bHLH104. The record is from RefSeq and is a predicted model, not a curated record. Lineage: Eukaryota; Viridiplantae; Streptophyta; Magnoliopsida; Rosales; Rosaceae. The transcript is spliced from 4 exons. Bases 47 to 718 code for a protein of 223 amino acids. Gene Ontology annotation, biological process: intracellular iron ion homeostasis; regulation of DNA-templated transcription. Gene Ontology annotation, molecular function: DNA-binding transcription factor activity; protein dimerization activity.